AUGUUCAGCAGCACCAGCAGUAAAGGCAAGACCUUUGGUUCAAGCCUCGCACCAGAACCCCGUGUGUCUCAAGCGUUGCACCAGAACCCCGUGUGUCUCAAGCCUCACACCAGAACCCCGUGUGUCUCAAGCCUUGCAACAGAACCCCGUCUGUCUCAAGUCUUGCACCAGAACCCCGUGUGUCUCAAGCCUCGCACCAGAACCCAGUGUGUCUCAAGUCUUGCACCAGAAUCCCGUGUGUCUCAAGCCUCACACCAGAACCCCGUGUGUCUCAAGCCUCGCAACCAGAACCCCGUGUGUCUCAGGCCUCCUUGGAACCCCGUGUGUCUCAAGCCUCGCACCAGAACCCAGUGUGUCUCAAGUCUUGCACCAGAAUCCCGUGUGUCUCAAGCCUCACACCAGAACCCCGUGUGUCUCAAGCCUCGCACCAGAACCCCGUGUGUCUCAAGCCUCGCACCAGAACCCAAUGUGUCUCAAGCCUCGCACCAGAACCCCGUGUGUCUCAAGCCUCACACCAGAACCCCGUGUGUCUCAAGCCUCGCGAGAUAUCAAUGCCCCUUAAAUGGAAUGAGAAAACACAUCUAA
Messenger RNA from Homarus americanus (American lobster), 585 nucleotides. RefSeq names its product keratin-associated protein 4-9-like. The transcript is spliced from 2 exons. The coding region runs from base 1 to 585 and encodes 194 amino acids. The record is from RefSeq and is a predicted model, not a curated record. Lineage: Eukaryota; Metazoa; Arthropoda; Malacostraca; Decapoda; Nephropidae.